This is a messenger RNA of Cutaneotrichosporon oleaginosum, 1848 nucleotides long. RefSeq lists its product as uncharacterized. NCBI's taxonomy places the organism in Eukaryota, Fungi, Basidiomycota, Tremellomycetes, Trichosporonales, Trichosporonaceae. The record is from RefSeq and is a predicted model, not a curated record. Gene Ontology annotation, cellular component: lipid droplet.
AGCGAACUUUACUCACACUAGCUCCGCCCACACCAUCGGAUACUGCGUUUGACCUCGCUGCUCCGCUUGAACACUUGUAUGACAGCCUCGAGGGACUAGGGGACCCAUUCGCAAAGACCGCGCCAGCCUACGAUGCCGCUAUCGCGCUUCUGGACGCAACGUGGAACGCACAUAAGGCGGAGGGUUUGACUGGGUCGGCGGCGCAAAGUGCGACCACGGUCGCGGCGCGAUUGUCGCGUGGCGUCAGCGUGAGUACUCCAAUGGACGGCAAGUGCGGCUUCUUCUGGAGGCGGCACGCUAGGAGCCCAGUGCAUCUGUCACCCGCUGAAGAUAGACGUCAAAUCCGGUGACAUACUUUCCCGCUCUGCUGUCCAUGCUCGGCCCUUCAAUCGUUACGGUGUACAAGGCAUCGCUGUCUGGGCAACGAAUUCUGCUCUACUCGCCCCCACCGAUCUUGCCACUAAGCGCAUUCGCCUGGUGCGUAUGGGCAAUGGGUCUCCCACCGUCCUCUGCUGCCAACGCCGGGGCUCGCUCAUCUGCCUUCCUCGGUAACAUCGGGUUGAUGGACAUCGACUCUGUCAAAGCCCGAACAGGUGGCUGGAUAGCAACGACAACCGACACCGUGUUCAAGUCACAUACUGAUGGGUACGACAUGUUCAUCGACCUUAGCAACUCGCUGCCACUUCUGGGCGACGAGGAAGAUAUUCGAGCACCUCGCGACAAGUCGCUGCCGUCCCCUGAGGUUCUCACUUGCUUCCCACGCAGCGGACAGAAGCCCGUUGCCACAAGUACCAGCUACGCUUUCGCAGACCUCGCGCUUUACCGGUCCCUCGUUCUUCUGGACCAGUCUCCGAGAGGCGUGCGAGCCGAGACUGUCGGCUUCAGUGCCACCAAUCGGGCCGGAGGCAUCUGGCUGGUCGUCUUCGAAAUGCUGGAGCGCGUGUGGAACCUGUGUGUGGGUGUGUGCGAGUUUGCUAUGGGGCGUGGGCAUCUCAACGGUCCGAUUGCCCUUCCCGAAGGCGAGGAAGACGCGCGUCGUCUCCUUGCAACGGACAUGUCCGAGCUUAUUGGCGACGAGGACGACGAGGAGGCCUUCGACGAGCCGUCAAUUGUGCCCUCCAGUUCCAUGCCGGACGAUGUCGCACGCCGCGGCCGGCUGAUCCUCGACCAGCUGCAUCACAAUGCGUAUCACCUGUACGCGCGGCUAAUCAGCGUCGCUGCUGGCGGGUGGGAGUUGACUGAUGACCACCUCCGCUCCUUGACGGGCGCCUCGCGUCUGAACCCUUGGGGUGGACGGGGGUCCUCUGAGGCACAGUUCUGGUUGCGCCUCGCUCGGACGUGGAAUGUGGAGCCCGAGGCUGAGGAAUAACGGGCGUAGGCCGUGUCGAUGAGACAUCACAGCGGAAUCAGAGGAGAAUGUCGUGCGGGUGGCGCUGAGCGCCGCAGCGCGCUUGUCAAGAAGGGAAGCUCCAGUAUGUCGCAAUGAUCUAGAACACUGCAGCCAACAUGGUGUGAUGCCCGUGAGCGUGGAGCAUGUGAUAGCAUAUAGCUGGACCUUUUCCGGCCUGGCCAUCGACCAUGUGCGGAGGUCGUGGAGCACGGGCCUGGACGCUAAUAAACGGUCAGGCGUCAUCUUGGCGAUUCCCACCAUCCUGGGCGCAGAUCAUGGCGGUAGGUUCAAGAUGUCUGCGAUGCGCAGCCUGCCAAGACAGGUCUUGCGGCUAGGAUCUGUUGUGCCGUGCACUGCCACUGUUUUCUGCGCGCUGCGGAUGGCCGGCAACUUUAAACUGGCACCGAGCAUGACGAGGGGCCUGGUACCUGGCCUCACUUGUGUCGACCCCCUCCUAG